Messenger RNA from Emiliania huxleyi CCMP1516, 627 nucleotides. RefSeq lists its product as hypothetical. The record is from RefSeq and is a predicted model, not a curated record. The transcript has a single exon. NCBI's taxonomy places the organism in Eukaryota, Haptophyta, Isochrysidales, Noelaerhabdaceae. The coding region runs from base 1 to 627 and encodes 208 amino acids.
AUGUUCUUGUUUCUUAUCAUCAUCGGCGUAAAGGUACGAGACGAGCGGCGUAGAGAGGGGCAGCAACGAGGAGACGCCCCAAAGUCACGCAAGCAGAGGGCCGACAAGGGGGUGCCGAGAGGCCCGCGAGCCCUCAAAGGCACAAAGGCCUACCAGAUCGGGCACCUCAGCCUACUGCGGUUUCGGCACGGGCGCGAGAGGCAAGUGUCACAACGGACCCUCGACGCGGUGCGCGGUGCGCAGGGAACCGGGGUCGAGCCGUGGAACACGGCCGAGCACGUCAAGGCCGUCCACAAUCCAGCGCCCGAAGGCGGGACGACGAACUCGAUGGAGAGCGAACCGCCGGAGAGCGAGACGUGCGACGACGAGGGGGACGACGAGAGAGACAAAAGCGCCUCGGCGGACGACGAGAUGGCAUUUAUCGACGAUGCGUUCUUCGAGCUUCCCGACGUGGCAACGGAGGAAGAGGCGGAGGGCGGGGGGAACCAGAGUCAGUACAGCCAGCGGAGUCAGGGGGGCGAGAGCGAGGGGAGCCAGAGCAGCCAGCCCAGGGCAGCCACAGCGCCUCGAGGAGGAGACAAUCGAGCCACAAUCGCCGCUCGGCGCGACAAUUCAUGGACCGACUGA